GUCACAUAGGGUGGCCACAAAGGGGGGUAAAAAAAAAAUACACCAAUUGGUUACAUUCAUUUAUGCAAGCUUCCUACACAAAUUGCGCAUCCGGGGGGAUUUAACACAAAGGAGAAGCUGUCACCUCCCAUAAAGGUGGUACCUAGGGAGGGGAUAACCAUGGGGGGGUGAUAAAAAAAGCGCGUCAAAUGGAAAAAUAGCCCCCCAAGAGAAUUUCCCCCCUUUUGCAGAAUAAGCACAAAAUGGCUAACUCCGGAAACACACGGAUAUACCACUUGAAGGCCUUCCGAGAACUACGAAUAGUGACCCUGGAAAAGUAUACGAAAUUUGAGGAGGAAGAGGAAGAAUGCGUUAAAGUGCGUUUACUACCCAGCGGAAGCGGUGUAGGACACAAAAGCGAGCACAGCAGCAGUGGCAGUGGCAACUUCCAAAACACGGCCGAAAUAUUUGGAAAAGAGUUAAUCAUUGAUAAGGAGUACAAAUUUGGAUGUAACCAAAAAUUUGCCAUCUACACAUUCACAGGAUGCACAAUUCAAAUAAAGGGUCGAACGUUGCAGGAGUAUGAAAGUGGGAACAACACAAUGAAGGAGUACUUAUCCCUAUCAUACACGUUGGAUGCCUACCGAAAAUUGGCAAAAAAAAAAAAAAAAAUCGGACCGAGAGUUCUUAUAACAGGAAAUAAUAACUCAGGAAAGAGUUCCGUUUCGUUGAUCCUUCUCAAUUACGCAUUGAAAUCUGGUUUCAAGCCGAUUUACAUCGAAGCAGAUACCAAGUGUACAUGUGACAAGGUCGAAUUGAACAGGGGGCCAGGCAUCCUCAGUUCCUUUGUAUAUGACCCUAUGAAUAGGAUGAAGUGUGCACUUGAUUAUUAUUUUGGCUACCUAGACCUGAAUGAAGAUAUCAGUUUGUAUUACCACCUGAAUGAGUGCAUAAGUAGCUGCGUCCACCUAAUGCUGCUUAACAAUUUGAACUGCGUCUCGUCUAGCGGCAAAACGGAUGGAGAGCAGGAGGGCAUUUACGCCGCGGGCUUCAUUUUGAACGUGCCGUCCGAGGCUGACCACCACGUCAUUAACAACUUGAUUGAAAUAUACGGCAUCAACAUCGUCAUCGUGAUUGACAAUGCCUUUUUGCACUACUCGCUGAAGGACCAGUACGGGGACGAGGCGGGGCGGCGCGGCGGUGGUGGCGGCGGGGAAUACGGGGACUACGAUCGAGAGUGCGGCCGAGAGUACGGCCGAGAGUACGAUCGAGAGUACGAUCGAGAGUACGAUCGAGAGUACGAUAGAGACUAUCGCCGCGACUCCCGGCGCGACUCCCUGGCCGAGGCGCCCCGCAAGCCAACCGCUCUGCCCACCGCCGAUGACCCAGCCAGGCGAGUCGAAAUUGUGGGCAUGCCCAAGUACGAGGGAGUGAUCCCCUCGGAUAACAACCGAGUGAGGUACUGCAAAAACCUGUGGUACUACGAAUACUUUACGAAAGAUAUCAUCGUGACGAAGAACCUGCACAGGAAGAGCCACGUCAUUUCGUUCAAGUACAGCCUGACCACGUUCAUACGACUGGACACCAACUUGGCGGUGCCCCUGUCGGCACUCCCAGCGGAUGCCAGAGACAUUCAGAGGGAAAACGUAACCGUCAGUUUGUAUAAUGGGAAUGUUAGCAACCUGACCCACUGCAUUUUGGGAGUGUCCUACUCGAAGGACCUUCACUACGUGCACCUGAUGAACAUGGCUGCGUUCGUGCAUGUGCAGAGUGUGCGCCCGGUCGAAUCGGAGAUGGGCGGAGGUGAAGCACAAAGCAGUGCGGAUGCGCAGGGCGGUACAGACGCGCAGAGCGACUACGUGAUCGAAAUUCUGUGCCCCCUGUGCGUCACCACGAAGAACCUCCCGCCCUUCUUCGUCGUCCCGGGCAACGCCAAGCAGAUGAAGUUUUAG
Plasmodium vivax (malaria parasite P. vivax) is the source of this 1931-nucleotide messenger RNA. RefSeq lists its product as hypothetical. Gene Ontology annotation, cellular component: nucleus. Gene Ontology annotation, biological process: cleavage in ITS2 between 5.8S rRNA and LSU-rRNA of tricistronic rRNA transcript (SSU-rRNA, 5.8S rRNA, LSU-rRNA). Lineage: Eukaryota; Apicomplexa; Aconoidasida; Haemosporida; Plasmodiidae. The record is from RefSeq and is a predicted model, not a curated record. Gene Ontology annotation, molecular function: polynucleotide 5'-hydroxyl-kinase activity. The transcript has a single exon. Bases 243 to 1931 code for a protein of 562 amino acids.